Necator americanus (New World hookworm) is the source of this 1857-nucleotide messenger RNA. RefSeq lists its product as uncharacterized. The transcript has 5 exons. NCBI's taxonomy places the organism in Eukaryota, Metazoa, Nematoda, Chromadorea, Rhabditida, Ancylostomatidae. The record is from RefSeq and is a predicted model, not a curated record. Bases 1 to 1857 code for a protein of 618 amino acids.
AUGAGCUCGUGCCGUUUAUUGCAGUUUACUAUACAUAUACUCAAAUACAGUACAAAUACUCUAUUAGUUAUUAUCGCUGCACUGUUAACCUUGUCGACUGUUGCGAGCUCACCUAACGACUAUAGUUACGCCAGCCAUGGUCCAAAUUUGGCGCAUACGCGUCAUGAAAUGGAAACUCAAAUGAUCUGUAAUAAUGGAACCGAUUACAAAUGUAUCUGUCGUACGGGGGUUCCUCAAACCGUAGAUACACCACCUGUUAUUGAAUGCGAUCAGUUUAUACAGUCACUGGAACUACCAGUUGUUGAUAUGCGGUUACGACAUGUCAAUCUUGAAGCACAUCUCCACACGAAUGAAAAAUACGAGACGUAUUUCAAACGCCGAAUCGCCAAUAUCGUAUCCUCUUACUGCGAACAUCAGGCCAACGAAUGUCCCGGAGCGACAUUACGACUUACACAGACUGUAUCCGAUGCAUCGCAGUCAGACGACGAUGACGAGGACAAUUCCGUGCUAUAUGCGGCUGAUGAUGAAUCUGAACCGCUUCUCACUCAGAACAAUGUCGUGCUGUUACGGGUAGAGCGAGAACCUCUCAACGUCACUCGUAUACUCUUCGCUAUCACCAAAUCCGAAAAUGUGCUCUCACUCAGCGAACAUAUGAUCAUCGAUCCGGUCAAGGUGAAAUACAUACUCGGAAGUCAAGCCGGCCCAUUAGCACGAAUCCUCGGUGGUAUCAAAUUGGAUAGUGUACGAGUUUCACGAAUACGACGUCAUCUUAAACCAUCCGACACUGAUAAUACCAAACUUAUCACCAUUAUUUCCAUCAUUGGAGGUUUCUUCGUCAUAUGUUAUAUAAUAGGAGCAAUACGAUUGUGCAGAGACGCACGACGGAGAAGACGUGAAAGGAAAAUUGCGGACGAUGCAGCUAACGGACUCGCGACAGUCAAUUUCGUCCCCAACUACGGUUCCUGUCAGCGAAAGCCUUCUAAAAAUGGAGAAGUCCUGAAGGACGUCACCGUAAAAGAUGUCGCCCACACUAAUUAUCAGGAAAUCAAUGAAUCCUUGGACAACCAUCAAAAUGAUGAGCCUCAUGUGCUUACUGAACGACAAGCUCGGUUUAUGUUCAUGUGUGAUCCAUCUCAGUUACCCAGAGAACCUACUUUUGAUUCCGAUGCAUUGGAGAGUGAGGCUGGUCAGACUCCCCAGUUGAGUUCAAAUCGCGCAAAUAGGAACGCUACUGAAGGGAAUCCAACAAAGUCUAAAGAGAUGUCACCGACAAAGGAAUCACCUUUGCAGCAGUCGCAACCAUCGCCCCAUGACGAUCAAGAAGUGCCUGCACUUGUGCUGGUACCCUCUUUUUCACUGGAAUCUCCAAUGGUUUCGGAUGAGUCACCAACUGCUAACUCGAGCUCGGCGAUUUUCCUUGGAAAUCAGUCUGAAAGCCCAGAAGAUCGGCCUAGAUCACGACGUGGAAGCAGGGUAGGAGACGAAGUUCUUGACUUACGAGAACUGCAAGAAUCUCCGAAAAAUGAAGAGAACAAUAACGUUGGGCAAGAACCCCAAGAAGUUGUUGCUGAAGCUAAUGAAAGAGCGAAUAGACAAUAUGAACUUGGUCGAUGGUCUAGUAGUGAGGGUGAGGUAGACGUCUACUAUAAACUGAGCGAUGAUGAUGAUAUGGUUAGAGGCGAUGAUUGGACGAAUUUGAAGGAAGGACCCAAGCUGCCAGGGUAUCGACAAGAAACUGAAAGCGAUUCGGAUGCUGAUGAUGGUGAAGAGAAUAGAUUGAAACAGGACGGUGAAGUGGAUGGUUAUGUUUACGAACGAUUACGUGAAGAACUGACACCUGUGCCUCCGGACAGCUAG